CGUUGUUCAGUGUGCAGAUUUCACCGGACUCUUCCCACCUCCUUCCCUCAUUCCUCUAUUUUGGCUCUCUCCCGCCUCCAGACCUUUGCUCUCCGAAGGGAGCAAGCAGCCCGCAUGCCGCAAGUCUCCUGCAAAGUAGGACAGGCUAGGGGGUGGGCCCAAGCCUUGCGUUUCAUAGGUUAUUAAAAAGCCCCAGUUCAUCCUCCGGCUGCUGCUACUUCUGGAGCCGCGUGGGGCUGCGUUUGACUCUCUGCAGGUCGCGGUCGCUGGUGCAUCUUCUGCCGCAGUGAAGAUAACGUUUGCCGGAUUUUUUUUUUUGAAAGGUGUCCGGGAGAAUAAUCUUUUUUUUUGUGGGGGGGGGGACGCAGACCCCAUCUUGAUUGUGGAUUACUUUGUUAAAUCUCCUCUGCAAUGGAAAACAUAUCAUCAACAAACAAUAUGGAAGAAAACCAAGAGGAAAGCAAGACUUCUAUGAUAAUAAGUAACAGCCAACUCUUGGAAGAAGUGAAAAAAGAAUUCAAGGAUUCAACCAGACGUAACACAAAAGAUUCUGAGAGGUCAUGCAGAAAAAGCUUCAGGUUGGACUAUAGGUUAGAGGAGGCCGUAACCAAAUCACAGAAAGGAAAAGAUGGAAGAUACGUCAAUCCUUGGCCCACAUGGAAAUAUCCAUCUUUUUCAGAUAUUUUGAAAUUUAUUAUGCUGGAAAAAAAUAACAGCAAAAUUCCACGUUGUAAGGAGGAACUGGACAGAGAACUUCCAGUGGUUUGCCCAUAUUUUGUUCAUAAACCUAAAGAAGCUGGAAUGAAGGAAGGUGGUUUACGUGUCACAUGGCUUGGACAUGCAACAGUUUUGGUGGAAAUGGAUGAAGUAAUAUUUCUCACUGACCCUAUUUUCAGCAUGCGGGCUUCACUGACACAGUUGGUUGGUCCAAAACGCUUUCGCAAUCCACCAUGCACAGUAGAGCAGCUUCCCAAAAUAGAUGCAGUUAUUAUCAGUCAUACCCACUAUGACCACUUGGACUAUAAUACCGUACUUAGUCUAAAUGAGCGCUUCGGUUGUGAGCUGAGGUGGUUUGUGCCUAUGGGUCUGUUAGAGUGGAUGCAGAAUUGUGGAUGUGAGAAUGUGAUGGAACUGGACUGGUGGGAAGAGAACUGCAUUCCUGGACGUGAUGAUGUCACCUUUGUCUUUACGCCUGCCCAGCACUGGUGUAAAAGAACUCCGGUAGAUGACAAUAAAGUUUUGUGGGGCAGCUGGUCUGUCUUGGGGCCCUGGAAUAGAUUUUUCUUUGCAGGAGACACUGGCUAUUGUACCGUGUUUGAAGAGAUAGGAAAUCGAUUUGGACCUUUUGAUCUCGCGGCUAUUCCCAUUGGAGCUUAUGAACCGAGAUGGUUUAUGAAAUACCAGCAUGUAGACCCUGAAGAAGCUGUAAGGAUUCACAUUGAUGUUCAAGCAAAGAAAUCUGUAGGAAUUCACUGGGGAACCUUUGCCUUAGCAAAUGAGUAUUACUUGGAUCCUCCAUUGAAACUGAAUGAAUCUCUAGAAAGGUAUGGAAUUAACAAUGAAGAUUUCUUCACCUUGAAGCAUGGAGAGUCAAGAGAUGUAAAGACUGACAAUGAAAACCUUGAAUAAAUGUGGAUGAUAAAGACUGAGAAUAAAUAUAAAUAUCAGAAGGCUUUUAAAAAAAAAGCAAAACCUCUUGCAGGAUUUGAAAUAGCAAAACAAAUGUAAAAAUUAAGAGAUAAAGAAAGGAUGAUUUUCUUUUAAAUUUAGAUAUAGAUCUCUCCAUGUUUGCAUUUUACUUUAUAAUAAUUUGCACAGGCUAGUUAAUAUAUACAUUGAAAUAUUAGAGAGUGAUAAAAAUCAUUAGAUUGGGUAAUGUAUAGAAUUUAAAUGUUAUCUGUCUAAAGCCAGAACACUGCAAUGUUUUUUUUUGUUUGUUUGUUUGAUUGUUUUUACUAAUUUAAGGGAGUGAUUUAUAGGUUGGAUUCCUUUUCCAGAAGUUGUGAAAGAUUCAUUCCUAUGCUUCAGGUCCUUUCUUUAUAUAAAGUGAAUCAGAAUUCAUUGUAUACCUAUAUAUUUUAAGAGCUCUGAUCAGUAAUAUAAUCCCCCACAGUACUUUUGUUACUAAAGUCAACAUAUAUCUCCAGCUAUGCUUUUUUCAGCAUAAGCAUAUGGGGAUUUGGGUUCUGCUCUGCUUUUUGAAGAGAUUUUUUUUGUUUUUUUAAAUAGGGCAGUGGUUGCUCCAGUUGAAUUAGGAGGGAGAAGGUACAGAGUGUGGUAAAGAGAGGGGAAUAAGAAAGCAUUAUCUUUGAGAACUUUUUUAUUUCUAAAAAUAAGAUCUUUCCUUAAGCACAAAUAUAUAUGACCUGAUACAUGGAAAUUGAUGUUUUUACAUAAUUUAUAGUCAAGUCUUGAUACAAUGUAUUAAUAGACUAUAGUUUCAUUUAAAUUUGAUCCUGUCCAUUCACCAAUCUCUCUAAAAAAUACCCCUUAAUAUUCUUGCCUGAAUUUUCCUUUUCAUUGGUCUGUGUAGUGUAAUUCUAAAACUAUCAAUAAGGUUAAUUAAAAAAAAUUAACUUAAUGAUUACUUUGUAUUACAUUAAAUAACUUGCAAUUAGAUUUUGUUUCAUUAUAAACAAGGUUCUAUAUUAUAUAUAUUCACACUACUACAGUCUCACCUAAAUAAAUUGUCUGCAUGUCACAUUACUAGAAUUGUAUAUUUUAUGCCAAAUGUUUGGUACUUCAGGGAGCAGCCAGUUAGUCAGUCAAUAGCUUGAGAAAUCUGCAUGUAUGUACAGAAGCACUGUGACUUGGUUGCAAAGCACUGAAUGUCCGAAUUCAAGCCCUGCCUGGCUAUACCACUGAUCUUUUUUUCAAAUAAGCUAUCCCUCCCUCCCCAUCCUCAGUUUCCCCAUCUGUAAUAUGGAGAUAAAACUUUUUACCUACCUUCCAGGCAUACUGAGGAAUAAAUCUUACAUAAUAUUAAAAGUACUUUGAAAGCAUACAAGAGAAAAUUAUUAUUUGAAGUAGGCACAUUUAAACAUAGACCUAAUACCUCUGAAGAUGUAUCUUGCUAAAUUUUUACCGUACAUAUCAGGAAAUGAAAGACCGAGGGUGACCUAACUCAUCCAUGUUGCAUAUUUGGAGAGUAAUAACCCAUGUGUAAUUGCUGAUGUUAAGCUUUAGUAAAUUUUAUUUAUUUUUUUGUUUACAAAGAUGCAAAUAAAUUGAAAAAAAGUUUUGUGUACUAUUUUGACACUAAUAGCACAAAAUUAUCAUCACAUUUUAAAUUAGUUUUCCAAAGACAAAAUUGUAUAAGUAUGUACAUCUUUAGUACAAAGUAAAAUUGUAUAGGAAGACAGGAAUUAGAGCAUGGUAAUUUUACAGUAGUAGUGCUGAUUCUACAUGCAAACUCCAGUAACCAUGGACACCUAAAAAAGCUAACAUCUUUUCAGCCACUUUCCUGGCAUUAUGUGCUGAACUAAAAAUUUAAAGAUUACAAAUGAAGUCUGUCUACCAUUUAAAUUUACAUUUUGCUUGAAUAUUUCUAUUCCAUGAGUCACCUUAACAUUGUUUUUAUAUUUAUAACAGCACUUUUUAAAAGAUUUACAAGCACUUUAGAACAUUAUAGUCUAUUAGAUUAGUAAACUCGUUUUUAUUUAGACUUUAUUAUGAAAAUUUUGUUACUGUGUUUUAACCGUUCUCACUCUUAAGACCUAACUGGAUAGUGGUUGGUUUUUUGUUUUGUUUUUUAGUAAUUAAAACAUUGAGAAUUCUGGUCCUAACUGUAUAAUGAAACACCUCUCUUCAUUGAACUCCCUAAAGAAUAGCCAACUUUAUCUCUGACUCUUUUAACAUUUCUUUUCCACUGUAAUUAUUUGUCUUUUGCCAUUCACACUUAGGAAAGCUUGCACAGUGUUCAGUGAUGAAAGUUUUCAAAUCUGAAAAAGUGUGAAGGGUGAAUGACAAUAAGUCAGAUGUUUCCUUUUAUUUGGAAUAAAGGGAAGUACAAUUUUUGGGUUCGGUCUAACGUCUACUGUCUAUCCUAAAGUGAAGUCAUAAUACACUUGGGUUUGUUAGAAUGUUUAUUAAAUUUUUUUGGUCAUUUUUUCCUCCAAAGUGAAAGACACCCUUUCUCCUCAAGUGUAAUUCUUUAUCUUCCUCAAAACUCUUGGUUCUAAUAAUUAGGAGGAAAAUCGUACCUAAUAAAAAAACCAUAGCAUUAUUCAAGCUGUGCCAUGACAUCACCUAGCUCAUGAUAUGUAUCAUAGCCAGAUAAACUUUUCUUUCUGUAUUACCAUGCUAUAACGUAUCCUUGUAAACUCCACUCCCUAUUUCCUAUUGACAUAUGGAUAAUAUCCUCAUUUCAAGAAAAUAACAGGAAUUGUAACAAUAAAUAGUUCCAAUGAAUGUGUUUGUCUGAGGCAGGGAGAGAAUGAA
Messenger RNA from Phascolarctos cinereus (koala), 4440 nucleotides. It is a transcript of the gene NAPEPLD, whose product is annotated as N-acyl phosphatidylethanolamine phospholipase D. The record is from RefSeq and is a predicted model, not a curated record. Lineage: Eukaryota; Metazoa; Chordata; Mammalia; Diprotodontia; Phascolarctidae. Gene Ontology annotation, molecular function: zinc ion binding; N-acylphosphatidylethanolamine-specific phospholipase D activity. Gene Ontology annotation, biological process: N-acylethanolamine metabolic process; N-acylphosphatidylethanolamine metabolic process. Gene Ontology annotation, cellular component: cytoplasm; membrane-bounded organelle.